CGCGCGCCGCGACCGCCGGCCCCGCACUGCUGAGAAGCGGAGCCUCCGCCUUGGGGGCCCCCAUCCCUGGCUGUCCCCCAAUUGCGCGUCCCUGCCCCACCCCCCGCGGCCGCGCCACCACUGGUGUGGCGGUCUCUGCUUGGCGGAAGAGCCUUGAGCGGUCACCCAGCCCCUCUCCAUAGCCUCUUUGCAUCUCGGAUUUCGGGGCAGCCCCCUCCCCCACCCUCCCCGGCCUCCUUGCACCCCUAUUUUUUCUGCGUUUCGCUCGGGUUUUGCAGCCGUCUGGUUUUGCAUCCCUUUUCAUUUUGAUUCUAGAAGGUUUUUUUGGAGGGGGGGAAGCUGCACCGCACCCCUUCCCCUUUCUAUCCUCCUCUGAUCUGACAGUCCCCCUUUUCAUCGCAGCUGGGGGGCCUAGGAUCCGUGCAUCCUACGCCGCGCUGCCAGCACCCCGCAGCGCGUGGCCGUGCGCCCCGGAAUUAGCAGCAGCUGCCUAUCUGAGGAGGGUCUCCCUCGCCCCCGCUGCCUUUGCUCCCCGCGCGUUCCGGAGCGUGGGGGGGGCUUCUGCGCGCCGCACCCCAGCUUCUCCGCAGCCCCCCGACCCGCGCGGGACUCGCCCCCCGCCGCCAAGAUGGUCAUCCAGAAGGAGAAGAAGAGCUGCGGGCAGGUGGUUGAGGAGUGGAAGGAGUUCGUGUGGAACCCGAGGACGCACCAGUUCAUGGGCCGCACCGGCACCAGUUGGGCCUUUAUCCUCCUCUUCUACCUCGUCUUCUAUGGCUUCCUCACGGCGAUGUUCACCCUUACCAUGUGGGUCAUGCUGCAGACGGUCUCUGACCAUACCCCCAAGUACCAGGACCGACUGGCCACGCCAGGCUUGAUGAUUCGCCCCAAGACCGAGAAUCUUGAUGUCAUUGUCAACGUCAGUGACUCCGAGAGCUGGGACCAACACGUUCAGAAGCUCAACAAGUUCUUGGAGCCUUACAAUGAUUCCAUCCAAGCCCAAAAGAACGAUGUCUGCCGCCCGGGGCGCUACUAUGAACAGCCGGAUAAUGGGGUUCUCAACUACCCGAAGCGUGCCUGUCAGUUCAACCGAACCCAGCUGGGGGAUUGCUCUGGCAUCGGGGACCCAACCCACUACGGUUACAGCACUGGUCAGCCCUGUGUCUUCAUCAAGAUGAACCGGGUCAUCAACUUCUACGCAGGAGCCAAUCAGAGCAUGAAUGUCACUUGUGUUGGGAAGCGUGAUGAAGAUGCUGAGAAUCUUGGCAACUUUGUCAUGUUUCCUGCCAAUGGCAACAUCGACCUCAUGUACUUCCCCUACUAUGGCAAAAAGUUCCACGUGAACUACACGCAGCCCCUGGUGGCCGUCAAGUUCCUGAACGUGACCCCCAACGUGGAGGUGAACGUGGAAUGUCGGGUCAAUGCCGCCAACAUCGCCACGGAUGACGAGCGGGACAAGUUCGCCGGCCGCGUGGCCUUCAAGCUCCGUGUCAACAAAACCUGAGGCCCCUUCCUCCUGCCCCCACCUCUUUCCUAUGGAUGCUUCUGGAAUGUCCCCGACCCUGCCUGAUCCCUCCCUCACCCGCCCCAAAGGUAUUUUUUAUAACAGAGCUAUGACUUGUUUGAGCCCCACUCCCUUUUUCUUUACUUGUGAACCCCACCUGGUGAUGGCCAUUUGUGAUUCCUGGCCUCCUGUCCCCGCCCUUCCUCUCCCGACUCCAGCUCGGUCAGAGGCAGGGAGACGGGAUCCCGGGACGGCCCCAGAGGACUUAGGAGCUGUUCUGGUUCUGUGUUAGCUGUGAGUGGGGUGUCUCCACCCCUCCUGUCCCCAGAGAACUAUAGAAGAUGCCUUUCUGCCCACCUUCACACCCGCCCACUUUCACACCUGCCUUCGCACUCAUCCUCUUCUCACACACACACAGACAUACACACGCGCAUCUCUGUUCAGCUCCAACUUGCAGACACUCCAUUCCCCCUUUCUCUGUGUCUCCUGCGCCUCCUGCCUCAUCCACACAGUCCUUGCCUUAUUGGCUUUUGACGUAUCUGGCUCCCCCUGUGGCCUGUCCCCACCUCCUCUCCACCCCGCUUCCCUCCUCUGAAAGACAACUGUGUGUCAUCCAGGAUGAGGUGGCUCAGUGGCCUUUCCCGUGUUUUCUGGCACAUUUGUCUUCCCACCCUCUGGUGACGGCAUGCGCUGGGAACCAGGGUCUGGAAGAGGAGUCCCUGUUGGUUCUUCUUGAAAAUUCUCUUCCUGUCACCCAAAGAGGCACGCCCCCAGAGGGAUGGGGUUGACCUAGGCUGAACGUCCACUUUGUUUUGGCUGAUGGCUCACUUCUCCCUGUUUGUUUUCCCAGAAUAUCCUUCAAGUUCCACUUCCCCGGAGCCCUGGGGGAGGGGCAGCCGUUUUGGCCGGGUCCCCAGUGGCCACCUUGGAAACGCCAGCUGGCUAUGGGACGGUUUCACCUCCUUCCCCUCUGGGCCCGAGCUGCCCCCACCGGCCUCUCUCCAGUCUCUCUUAGCACGUUAGCAGCUCGUCCCUAACUCCCUCCCUCUCCUCCGCAUGUCAGCCUGAACGGGGCAAACAGCCACUCAGUCUAGGCUCUGAAUGUCUCGGCCCCCGUCUCCUCCAGACCCCUUGGCGUUUUUAAACGACCCAUAGUGCCCAUAGAAUGCCCCAUGAGGGGCCUCUGGCAUCGUCCAGC
Molecule: messenger RNA, 2699 nt
Organism: Lutra lutra (Eurasian river otter)
Lineage: Eukaryota; Metazoa; Chordata; Mammalia; Carnivora; Mustelidae
Gene: ATP1B2
Product: ATPase Na+/K+ transporting subunit beta 2
Exons: 7
Coding region: 629-1501 (290 amino acids)
Biological process (GO): potassium ion import across plasma membrane; intracellular sodium ion homeostasis; intracellular potassium ion homeostasis
Cellular component (GO): sodium:potassium-exchanging ATPase complex
Molecular function (GO): ATPase activator activity
Source: RefSeq, a predicted model, not a curated record